AUGUCGCUGGCUGCUGCCCCGUCUCCUGGCCUACCCGUGCUACCUGCUGUACCUGCCGCUGAUGCUGUGCUGGCUGUUCCUGACGCUCCUGCCGUUUCUGCUUUUCCUGUACCUGCCAAUGUCAUCCCAGUCCAUGGCGUUGCUGCCCCAGACGCUGGUCUGUCCGGACAGGUGCAGCAGGGCCCUGUUGCUUCAGCAACAGCAGCCCCGGCUCCAUCCUGGAUGGCUAACAUCACGUCUGUCCUGAGGAAGCUGACAAAGAAGAAGAGGAAGAAGAGGAAGGUGUCGUCAUCAGCAGCAGCCUCUUCCCCUUCGACUUCCAAGGCUACCCAGCCGCGGAAGAAGAAGGCUGCCUCCCCCCUUCCUAAGAAGGCACCUUCGGGAACUUCCGCUGGUCCUCCCGCUUCUUCAGGAGUAGGGCCCUUCCCUCCUUCCGCAAAGAAGGUACCGAGUGUACAGUCACCCACUGGUGGCCGUGCAGCCAAGACCCAGACACCAGAGCUAGCUCGGCACCAGGAUCACGGCACGGAGCAGAAGGCUGGCAAGAGCCACUCAGAUGACUCUCGCCAGGCCAGCGGCCGCUCUCGUAGCGACCAGGCGGUCACCCGGGUUGACGUGACUGUCCCAGACCGGCCACGGGCUGAGGCUGGGAAGAGGUCCCCCCGAUCACUGGCACCAGCCUCACCGUGA
This is a messenger RNA of Macrobrachium nipponense, 690 nucleotides long. Its product is annotated as nascent polypeptide-associated complex subunit alpha, muscle-specific form-like. The transcript has a single exon. Lineage: Eukaryota; Metazoa; Arthropoda; Malacostraca; Decapoda; Palaemonidae. Bases 1 to 690 code for a protein of 229 amino acids. The record is from RefSeq and is a predicted model, not a curated record.